AACGGAUCCUUAGUAUGGCUGCCAACGACCGGUCUACUUCCACCGUCUCCGCCGCUGUGGCGUCCAAUUCUGAAGAGAUCAGGUACAGGGGCGUCAGAAAGAGGCCGUGGGGCCGCUACGCAGCGGAAAUCCGGGACCCUCGAAAAAAAACCAGGGUUUGGCUAGGUACAUUCAACACGGCGGAGGAGGCGGCGCGUGCUUAUGACACGGCCGCGCGCGAAUUUAGAGGCGCAGAUGCCAAAACCAACUUCCCCGUUCCGAACGAUUUCCAAAUCAUCGACAUCAACAAUAACUUCCGUAAAUCCGCUUGUAGUAAUCCCAGCCAGUGUAGCACCGUCGAGUCCUCUUCCCCAUCACCGGCGCCGUUGGAUCCCGCUCUCACUUACGUCCACGCGCCGUCCAUUUCCCGCCCAAUUUUCUUCUUCGACGCGUUUGCCCAGGUGGAAAAGAACAGUGACUUUCGCCGGAUAGUUUCCGUUGCAGGCAGAUCAAGAAGCGAUUCGGAUUCAUCAUCCGUUGUCGAUUUCGACAGGACGAGAAAAUCUCGGCCGUUAGAUUUUGACCUGAAUCUUCCGGCUGUGGAAGUUGUUUGAGGAUACGUUUUCAUUUUGAUCUAAUUUUCUAAUGAAAAUUAAAAAAUUAAAAAG
Cucurbita maxima (winter squash) is the source of this 647-nucleotide messenger RNA. Its product is annotated as ethylene-responsive transcription factor 4-like. Gene Ontology annotation, molecular function: DNA-binding transcription factor activity; DNA binding. Bases 15 to 593 code for a protein of 192 amino acids. The transcript has a single exon. Gene Ontology annotation, biological process: regulation of DNA-templated transcription. The record is from RefSeq and is a predicted model, not a curated record. Lineage: Eukaryota; Viridiplantae; Streptophyta; Magnoliopsida; Cucurbitales; Cucurbitaceae.